Nothobranchius furzeri (turquoise killifish) is the source of this 6834-nucleotide messenger RNA. It is a transcript of the gene mef2aa, whose product is annotated as myocyte enhancer factor 2aa. The record is from RefSeq and is a predicted model, not a curated record. Lineage: Eukaryota; Metazoa; Chordata; Actinopteri; Cyprinodontiformes; Nothobranchiidae. Gene Ontology annotation, molecular function: DNA-binding transcription factor activity, RNA polymerase II-specific; protein dimerization activity; histone deacetylase binding. Gene Ontology annotation, biological process: cell differentiation; positive regulation of transcription by RNA polymerase II.
AACGGAAAUAGAAACAAUGUUGCGGGAGUGUGGCAGCGAUACCGAAGCUGCGUAGAGAGUAGAAGAAGCGCAAGAGGGAGACGGAGAGUGGAUUUGGGACACAUUUUACCUUCUACAAACGGCGAAUUCAGCCCGGACGCCGUGCAAAAUUCGUCCCAGUUCGCUGUUACUCGUUUAACACGAGUUACAGCGAAUUAUUAGCGAGCUGUCGACGCCACAGAACACCAAAGUGUCAGGUUAAAGGGUGCAGCUGUUGGUAUCUGACAGUUUCUGAGAGUUUUACUGGGUCCGCCGCGCGCGCGCACACCGGUAAUAAGUUGUUUUGUUGCUGCCAGCGAUGUUUGGAAUUCCUUCAAAAACCUCGUUUGUAGUCGGCGCUUGAAGGGUCAUGCAUAAAGCUGUUUGUAAUAAAAAAAGAUAAAAGUAGCGAUAAUGGGGGCAAAACAACGAAGUGCGUGUAAUAACACUGUUGAGCCACCAAACAGCCAUGCUAUUAGAAGUUGUCAAAGUUGACAGUAAAUUGUAUGUUUCAUUGUGUUUCAGCUUUUAAAACCCCCAAAACAAUAUUUAAGUAUAAUUUGUGUAAAUAUUUUGUCCAAAUAGUUUUAUCAUUCGUGUUGUUUUUCUAAUAAUAAUAAUAAUAAUAAUAAUAAUAAUAAUAUAAAUAAUAAAGCAAGUUGUUUAUCAUUUAGCUUGAAAUUGUGUCCAGAAGUAAAUGAAUUUGGGCCUAAUUUGAUGAAAUCCAGUCCUUUCACUGUGUAAGACUCUUAAUUGUUCCAUAUUUUAUUAUUAUUAUUUUUAUUUAUGUAUUUAUUUAUUUAUAUUAUUAUUAAUGUGUUAAGUUGUAUCAAAGUGCACACAAAGCCAUAAAAGGCUGUUUUGAGGCUUGUAAGAGAGGAUCUUUGCUGUCUUGUGGUUUGUGGCACGCUGGUGACCUUAACCUCUGGCCAAAGUGGAAGAACGCCAACAGUAACCUGACCUUCUCAAAUGUUUCCAGUGUAUGCUAGCCUACACCGUGCAUUUCUUAGUUUUUUUGCACUGAAAGAGUUCUGUUUCAAUCAGAAAACGCAACUCAAAAUGAUUGUAAAGUGAAAUCUUGCUAAAAGAAAACAAACUGCAGCUUAUGUAAAACUAUAUGUUCAGUGGGUAGUUAAAUUCUGAAGUGAGUAACUUGGUCUCCCUUGAGGUUGUGAAGAUUUUUACCACCCAGAGUGUUUCUUCUUCACACGUCAGGACAAAAAAAAACUGACAAAUUUGGUUGCAAAAGCUGUCGAUAUCAAAGCAAACUUGUAUAGUUAACCACAUCUUUUAGUUUUACAUUCACUUGUAAUGACAUGCACAUUUCCAUACCAGCUGGUUACCAGUCACUUCUAAAGCAAAGCAUUAAAGCACCAUCCAAUCUGCAGUCAUUAGCUUGCUCGCUGCCCCAGGCCUCGCCAGUAAUGGGGCCUUGUUGCUCAUGAUCCACAUCAUGUGAGCUCUUAUGUCUAAUGAGUGGAAGUGGGAUUCUUUUGCUGUGCUGAAACAAACACUACAUUAGCAGUUUGUUUCAUAUGUUGGUCCGAGAUGUCUGCUACUCUGUUGCUCUAACCUCAGGGACCCUGAAUGCCAUCUCGAUUAGGCGUUACAAAAAUAAGACCAUUACAUCUUGUCCUGCCUCACUUAAUCAAGAAUAGGCAGUAAUGGGUGAUGGAUCGCCCGUGUCUACCGCUGUUUGUGAAACGUUUUAGCCAUGCUACGUGUUGUUUUUGUGCCACCACGUGCAUCUUUAAACCUGUGUAAUUGACAGUUAGCAUCUUGUUGUAAGUUCUCAGUAAGAAAAGGGAAAAGAAAAACGAAGCAGGAGGGAGAAACAAGAGGUGGUGAUGGUGCGAGGAAUGGGCAGCUGCAGCAUCUUUUACCGCACUCCUCAUCCCACUUCAAUCUCAGUGUCUCAGCCUCUCCUUCCAGUAGAAAUGUGGAGUGUGUGGGUGAGUCGGAUCUGCAAUUAACGCUGGUUGUCAGAAAAGAAAAUGCUGGCGUUUACAGCGUGCCUCUGAAUCACUGAGUGAAAGUCUUUCUCCUCCACUCUUCUCCUCCCAGGACAUUAUUUAUUUAUUUAUUUUUUGAUUCCAAGGAGGACAAAACACCAGAGAGCUGCAAGCCAAGGAUGCAUUUGAGUGUACAAUAAGAGCUAGAUGCAGAACAUUCUGGUCCAAUAAAGAGGAUAGUUUUUCUCUGACUCUUUGAUUGCGGUGAGGUCUGCCUGAAGAGCAAAGAUUGUACUGAGAAAAUUGAAAGAGAGCACACACACAUACACACACACACACACACACACACACAAAAGACAGUUGCACAAUGUACUAGAAGAGUGGGAGAAGAACGUGUGCUGCUUUGAGUUUGUUGACGUGUCUGAAAACCGGAAAGGACUCAGCCAUGGGCCGGAAGAAGAUACAAAUCACCAGGAUUGUGGAUGAGAGGAACAGGCAGGUUACCUUCACAAAGAGGAAAUUCGGCUUGAUGAAAAAGGCCUAUGAGCUGAGCGUACUGUGUGACUGUGAGAUAGCCCUCAUCAUUUUCAACAGCUCUAACAAACUGUUCCAGUACGCCAGCACAGACAUGGACAAAGUGUUGCUGAAAUACACAGAGUACAACGAGCCCCAUGAGAGCAGAACCAACUCUGACAUUGUGGAGAAAUUGAGAAACAAGGGCCAUAAUGACUGUGCUAGUCCCGAUCCUGAUGACUGUUUUGGGCACAGCCCCCUCAUGGAUGACCAUUUCGGCAAACUAAGCGAAGACAGUGAUUUAAUGUACAAGCGCUGCGGUGCGCUAAACAAGAAAGAACACAGAGGUUGUGAUAGCCCGGAUCCCGAUGCCUCAUAUGUCCUCACUCCUCACACAGAAGAAAAGUAUAAAAAAAUUAAUGAGGAGUUUGAUAAUAUGAUGAGAAAUCAUAAAAUCCCCACAGCAUUGCCCCAGCAGAACUUCUCCAUGCAUGUGGCAGUGCCAGUAUCCAAUCCUAAUGCCAUGUACCAGGCAGGAGGGAAUCUGGGCAGCCAGGCCCUGGCAGCAGCCGCAAGCUCUCUGAGUGAGAGUGGGAUGCUGUCCCCUCCGCAGGCCUCUCUGCACAGGAAUGUUGGCUCCGGCGGAGGCUCUCAGAGGCCCACAAGUGCAGGCAGUGCAGGUGGCAUGCUGGAUACCACAGACCUUUCAGUGCCAAGUGGUGCGGGCUGCAGCCCAGCGGGGAAUGGUUUCGUCAACCCUAGGGGUUCGCCAGGCCUCCUCAGCACAUCUAGCGGCAAUGGCCUUGGUAAAGUCAUGCCCACCAAGUCUCCACCGCCUCCUGGAGGGAACAUGGGAAUGGGAGGCCGCAAGCCAGACCUAAGGGUUGUUAUCCCUCCAUCAAGCAAAGGGAUGAUGCCCCCACUGUCGGAGGAAGAGGAAAUGGAUUUGAACACCCAGAGGAUAAGCAGCUCCCAGUCCAACCAGCCGCUUGCCACUCCUGUUGUAUCUGUUACCACCCCCAGUUUACCCCCACAGGGCUUGGUCUACUCAGGCAUGCCCACCUCCUACAAUCCCACUGAGUACUCGCUGAGCAGUGCAGAGAUCUCCUCCCUACAGAGCUUCAGCUCUCCCGGGCUCUCGCUGGGCUCCAUGUCGGCAUGGCAACAGCAUCAACUGGGCCAGGCAGCUCUUAAUUCUUUGGUUGGUGGAAGUCACCUACCUCAGGGCUCCAAUCUAUCCAUCAGCACUAGCCAGAACAUCAACAUCAAGUCCGAACCCAUAUCGCCUCCCCGAGAGCGGGUCACCCCGUCUGGCUUUCCGCAGCAGCAGCCUCAGCAAGGGUCCAGCCGGCAGGAGGUCCUGGGUCGUUCGCCUGCCGACAGCCUCAGCUCAUCUUGUAGCUCAUACGACGGCAGCGACCGCGAGGACCACCGACCGGACUUCCACUCUCCGCUAGGACUCGGAAGGCCCCCUGCUGGUAGCGAGGACAGAGAGAGCCCAUCGGUCAAGCGCUUGCGCAUGGACACAUGGGUGACAUAAGGAGCCCUGAUCCUGUCUCCUCAGCAACCAGACAGAGAGAGCGUGGGAUUAGAACUGGGGUUAAAAAGAAGGAGCAGCGUUCCUUAGAGCUGUCAAAAUGAUACAAAUAUUCAACUUCAGUUUGCAAGGCUGAGAUAUCAGGACAUAUCUAAAGUAAAUAACUCAAACUGAUACAGUUAAGUUAAAAAAAAUCAGUUGGCUGGACUGAAUUUGUGCACAAGCAGGUGAUAUCAGGUACCGUACUUGGUGCAAUUCAGGUGGCAUCUACAGAAGAAAAAACCGUUCAAAGAAAAACAAUAACAGUAGGCGGUAGAUCAUCGUAGUCACUCAUCUGGUCAGACACUUUACAUAUUGUUGCUGUUUUGCUGUUGUGCUCGCAAGUUUGCAAACAAUCAGAGAAAACUGUUGCUUUCAGGCUAAGAACACUCUAAUUACAAACGACGUUCACUGCAGGAACUGUCUUUGAAACGAUGCUGUAAACACACAGACCUUUAGACAAAUGGAGGCCUCUUUUAUUAUACUGAUUCUGACUCAGCAACCUUAUUCAACUAAAAAAAAUAAACAUAAUAAAAACACACGAAGCAGUAAUGUGGCAGGGUCAAACAAAACAGCACCAGAUUUCAUUGCAAUAAUGCGGCUUUAUUUUGUAAUUUAAAAGAUGUAAGCUGUAUAAAUACGAAGCUAAGAUCCAGUCGAGCUGCUAAGUAAAGUCAACAUGUUUAGAUUUGUGUAACAGCUCAUCAGUAACAUAAGCCAAAGCUGUUUUAUUUUUGUGUGUGUUGUUUUGUGCCGUUCUCUCCCGACAGCUCACUCAAAUGCAGCCUGUUUUUUAAUUGUUUUAUUUUAUUUUAUUUUAUUAUUUUUAUUCAUAUGCUUUAUUACAGUGUAAAAAAAUCUUGAAUUGAUAUCUAAAGCCAUGGACACGUGCUGUUCUGUUCGUACAAUUGAAAAAAAAAAUUGAGCCAAAUCUUUGUCUUUUUGUUUGUGUAAAUAGCGACUUUAAUAUAUUUUACCAGGGUGUGAGAAUACACUCCAUGUAUGCGCCGCCGUGUUCAAGAAAAGUAUAUUUUUGUGGUUUACAGCCGAGUUUACAGGAAGUGGACCCUUAAAGAUGAACAGGUUAAACAUUUCAGAUUUCGUUUAGUCUCCUACGUAUUUUAGAUAAUUUCUCGUUAGCUGUGUCGUAUCACCUGGUGCCACCAUUCAACUCUAAGCCCCCCCCCCCCCCCCCCCCCCCACACACACACACACACAUUGGAGAAUAACCUAUUGUUGCUUUGAACCGAACUGAAGUUCUCUAAAACCAUCCUGUUAGUGACUCAAAGAAGACAAAAACAUUUAGACACAACUCAUGAGCUCAUUUGUGGUUGUAAAUAAACACAUUUAUGUAAAUUGGCUUAAAUACUCAUGCCCUCCUGUAGGAAGAGUACCAUAGCCCUGCAGUAGGGGCUUGUAGGAAACCAUCUGAAGUCAAGCUGAUGCCCGUGUCGUUACACUGUAGAGAGAGCAAGUAAAAGACGGGUUGUGACUGUUUCAAUUCAUCAUAAAAGAGACGUCCACCAUCUAACUUCGGUUUUCACUGCUGAGAGGCACACGUUUGCAUGAGUAGGGUCGCUGUACGAGACAGAUAUUGCUCUGCAUUCGCCACUGCAUAUCUUGUGUGCGUAAAAUCAAACAACCUCACCCCCAUCCUCAUCACCACCAAAUGCAGUUUACACCAAUCUAUGCAGAAGGAAGCCUAGUACACGUCAAACUGAAAUUACAAGAUGUCCUUGUCUGGUGGAGAGAAAGACUGUUAGCCUCUUAUUUUGAAGUGCCACAGCAGGAAGUAUCAAAUGUUGUAAGUUGCUGGACUUGUUUAGGUCACAUCCUCGUGUUCAUACAGGUAUAUUGGUAAAUGUACUACAAGAUGUAGAAUGUUGUAAUCCAGUUUAACUCAGCAGGGGAAACAAGCAAUAAUAAUAAACAACUUCAACGAAAAAGGAUCGUCAGCCCGUCUCGGCUGCAUCACCUCGUAGUUGAGCACAUAUUUUAGCACUUGAUGACAUAUCAGGGAAUUUUGUAGUUGCUCUGUCGAUAUGCACCGUUAGGAAAUGCCUUAUCCCAAAGAGAAACCCUAUUGUUUUCUCUCGUGUAAAGAAAAGACAAUGCAGACAUGGUUCAGGCUUAAAUCCUCUCAGAAUAAACUCACACAAGAAGAUGCAUGGUGAAUGCACGGUGAUACACUAGUUGGUCUAAAUGUGCACAACUGAUGAAUGUGAAAAGGAAAAGGGUAACAGUGAACCUCCGUAGAGGACUUUCUUCACUUUGCUUUGCAAGAGUACACUGCUUUGCUUCAUGGCUUUUAUAUAUAUAAAAAAAAAGAAAAACAGAACUUAGUGUUUGGUAAGUGUUUGUAGUUGAUAGCUCACUUAACUGAAGAAGCUGUUUUCGGUUUGAGCGCUCGAACCGUUUGGUGGCACAAGCUGGACUUUGUUGCCAAUGAGGAAAUUAUUUGUUAAGAAAAAGAAAAAAAAAUAGAUUUUCAGUUAAUCAUGCAUUUUGUUUCGCUUGAAUGUGUUAUUUUAUUUUCAAAAAACAAAAAUUACUCAAGUGAACAUUUUUAUGAAACGAGAUACUAUGCUAGAUGCUGUUGUACAAAAUUUGUAUUCUACACAAAAAGUACAAAUAUUGGCUUUUAAUGUGUAAUUUAGUUUUUUCCCUCUUAUUCUGUAUAAAAUGAAGUAAACAACUCUUUCAUAGAAUUUGUUCUUCUGUGAAGUCCCGAACAGUAUAAACGGUCAACUUUAUUAAACACAUCAGUGUAUGCUU